Messenger RNA from Aspergillus ochraceoroseus IBT 24754, 4286 nucleotides. RefSeq names its product valine--tRNA ligase. Gene Ontology annotation, molecular function: rRNA binding; ATP binding; aminoacyl-tRNA deacylase activity. Gene Ontology annotation, biological process: rRNA processing; valyl-tRNA aminoacylation. The record is from RefSeq and is a predicted model, not a curated record. The transcript has 6 exons. NCBI's taxonomy places the organism in Eukaryota, Fungi, Ascomycota, Eurotiomycetes, Eurotiales, Aspergillaceae. Gene Ontology annotation, cellular component: cytosol. The coding region runs from base 351 to 4286 and encodes 1311 amino acids.
ACAGAAGGACAGAAAGCAACACAGUCAGAUUCUCUUAUUCUGCUUUCUAUUUUAAUACCUCACUUGAUGCACCGUCAGCCUGAUUGCAAGGCUUCAAACGCUUUCCCUCCAAUCGCACUCCGCCGCCUGGGUUCUCCUGGGCCCCGCACUAACAGACUUGAUUCGUUCCGCUCUUUGCUUUGCACCUGGGAAAUUUAAUUUGCCCGCAGUUCGCACAACCUCCUACCCCUCCCCCUCCAUUGCUCUGUAUCGCCGUUGAGUCAUCGGUGGUCAAGAUACUUAUACGGCGAUUUGUGGCGCGAGUGGCGCCCAGGAGUCUCUCUCCUCCAAUAUACCGACCAUUUUCCAAGAUGGCUCAAGCCUCUGCUCCCGAAAAUCCAACUGGUGAGCCAACGGCUCCCAAGGUCGAUGGUCCAUCUGGACAGGAUCCCACUGUUCCGAAGGUGAAGAGUGAGAAAGAGUUGGAGCGAGAACGUCGAAAGGCCGAAAAGUUGAAGAAGUUCCAGGAAAAGCAGGCCGCAAAGGCAGCUAAACCCGUGGCUCCUAAAGCCGAGAAGAAACCCAAGAUUGAGAAGGAGAAGACAACCGAUGCAUACGAUCCCAGAACUAUUGAAGAAGGUCGAUAUGAGUGGUGGGAGGAGCGUGACCUCUUCAAGCCUGAAUUCGGCCCUGACGGCAAGGUCAAACCCGAAGGUUACUUCGUUAUUCCCAUUCCUCCCCCCAAUGUUACUGGCUCUCUUCACAUGGGUCAUGCCCUCACCAAUGCCCUCCAGGACACCAUGAUCCGUUGGCAGCGCAUGAAGGGCAAGACUACCCUGUGGCUCCCCGGUAUGGACCAUGCUGGUAUUUCGACUCAAAGUGUGGUUGAGAAGAUGCUCUGGAAGAAGGAGAAGAAGACCCGUCACGACCUGGGUCGCGAGGCUUUCUUGGAAAGAGUCUGGGCUUGGAAACACGAAUACCAUGGAAACAUUGGCAAUGCUCUGCGUCGCGUUGGCGGAUCUUUUGAUUGGAGUAGGGAAGCCUUCACCAUGGAUGCGAAUCUCUCUGCCGCCGUCACCGAAACAUUCGUUCGCCUCCACGAGGAGGGUAUCAUCUACCGUGCCAACCGCCUGGUCAAUUGGUGUGUUGCCCUGAACACCUCUCUGUCUAACCUCGAAGUGGAGAAUAAGGAAAUUGAAGGACGCACCCUGCUCGACGUGCCGGGAUAUGACAAAAAGAUUGAGUUCGGUGUGUUAACCCACUUCUGCUACGAGAUGGAUGGUUCCACAGAGAAAAUUGAGAUUGCUACAACUCGUCCUGAAACCAUGAUCGGCGACUCCGGUAUUGCUGUCCACCCUGACGAUAAACGUUACAAGCACUUGAUUGGCAAGAACGCCCGCCACCCCUUCGUGGACCGCUUGCUUCCCAUUGUUGCUGAUCCCGAGGUUGACCCUGAGUUCGGUACUGGUGCUGUGAAAAUCACACCCGCCCAUGACUUCAACGAUUUCAACCGCGGAAAGGCCCACAAUCUGGAAUUCAUCUCUGUCUUGAACGAUGACGGUACCUUUAACAAGCGUGGAGGUCCUUUCGCUGGUAUGAAGCGUUUCGAUGCCCGAUACAAAGUCAUCGAAAUGCUCAAGGAGAAGGGUCUAUACGUCAAGUGGGAGAACAACCCCAUGAAGGUCCCUCUUUGUGCUAAAUCCAACGAUGUCAUCGAACCUAUUCUCAAGCCCCAAUGGUGGAUGAAGAUGGAGAGCCUUGCCGAGCCCGCCAUAAAGGCCGUCGAGGAUGGAGAGAUCAUUAUCAGGCCCGAGUCUGCGGAAAAGAACUACUUCCGCUGGAUGAGAGGUAUCAAUGACUGGUGUCUGUCUCGACAACUCUGGUGGGGUCAUCAAGCCCCUGCUUACCUGGUGAAGCUUGAAGGCGAGGAAGUCGAUGAUAGUGACGGUAACCUUUGGGUCACAGGCCGUACUGAGGAAGAAGCCCAGAAGAAGGCUGAGGCCAAGUUCCCUGGCAAGAAGUUUACCCUCAUGAGAGACCCUGAUGUCCUGGACACUUGGUUUUCUUCCGCUCUGUGGCCAUUCUCCACCCUUGGCUGGCCUCGCCAGACCCACGACCUGGAGAACCUCUACCCCACCUCCGUCCUUGAGACUGGUUGGGAUAUUCUUUUCUUCUGGGUUGCAAGAAUGAUCAUGUUGGGCAUGAAGAUGACCGGCAAGGUCCCAUUCAAGGAGGUUUACUGCCACUCUUUGAUCCGAGAUUCUGAGGGUCGCAAGAUGUCCAAGUCUUUGGGCAAUGUCGUUGAUCCCUUGGAUGUUAUGGAGGGUAUUCAACUUCAGGACCUCCAUGCCAAGCUCCUUACCGGAAACCUUGCGGAGAAGGAAGUCGCUACGGCUACCCGGUACCAGAAGAAGGCGUUCCCCAAGGGUAUCCCCGAGUGCGGUGCUGAUGCUCUACGCUUUUCCCUUGUUUCUUAUACUACUGGCGGUGGUGAUAUUGCAUUUGACAUCCAGGUAAUCCACGGAUACCAGGUGAACGAGGCUCUGGAACAGCGUGAUUUCUCUGUUGUUGCUACUACCAUCUACCAGUACUGGUAUAGCCAGCUGUGCGAUGUAUUCAUUGAGAACUCUAAGUCUCUCCUGGCUCCAGAGCUUCCUGAGGAGGUUCAGCAGUCUGCUAAGGAGACUCUCUACACUGCUUUGGAAGGCGCUUUGACCUUGGUCCACCCCAUUAUGCCUUUUAUCACCGAGCACUUGUGGCAGCGCCUUCCCCGUCGCCCGGACGACGACACAAUCUCCAUCAUGAAGGCUAGAUUCCCAGAGUACAAGGCUGAGUUUGAUGACGUUGCGGCUGAAACUGCUUAUGAGCUGAUCCUCAACUCCUCCAAGGCUAUUCGCUCGAUCCUGGCUCAGUACGACGUCAAGACAAAGGGUGAUAUUAUCAUCCAGACUUACGAUGCCACCAGCUUCAAGACCGUCUCUGACGAACUCCACAUCGUCAAGUCUCUCGGUGGUAAGACACUCGGUGAGCUCAGCGUGCUCGGGCCCGAGAACACUGCCCCCCCAUCUGGAUGCGUGGUGUCUGCCGUCGGCUCCGAAGCCGCGGUUUACCUCCGUGUCUCCAAGGAGGUGGCUCUUGAACAGGAAGAGAAAGCCAAGGCUAGCUUGGACAAGGCCCGCGAGACUGUACGCCGCCAGCAGACUCUUAUUGGAGGUGCUGGAUGGCAGGAGAAGGCAAAGCCUGAAGUGCGCGAGAACGAAGAGAAGAAGCUUCGGGAUGCGGAGAACCCCAUCACUGAUAUAAAAAAUCUCUGCGACAGAAAACCCAAGAACCCGCGCACAGCCCGCAUUCUCAAGGCCAAAGAGCCUCAGCUGAUUGAACAACCGAAACGCACCUUGUUGCUGCACGGUUCAAAAUGCCCGGCCCCUCUCCACACGGUCCUCAAAACCUUCCAUUCCCUCACAACACCACACUCGGUCCUUUUCCACAAGAAAAACGAGAACAUCCACCCAUUCGAGAAUGUCGAAAGCCUGGAGUUUCUGGCCAACAAAAAUGACUGCGGCAUGGUUAUUUUCGGAAGUAGCAACAAGAAGAGACCUAACUGUUUGACGAUGGCCCGGGUUUUCGACUCUAAGGUCCUGGACAUGUGUGAAUUGCUGCUCCUUCCUAACUCUGAGGGCGAUGAGGUUCCCUCUAUGGACAAGCUCGCUAUGCAUAUCGGUGUUGGACUACGGCCGCUUAUGCUCUUUUCGGGCAGUGCUUGGGAGGACUCUACUUCGACGGUGCACACGACUCUGAAGAGCAUGCUUGUGGAUUUGUUCAAGGGUGAGACCGGUGAGAAGAUCGACGUUGAAGGAUUGCAGUAUGCGUUGAUGGUUGCCGCCGAGGAACCAGCUGCGGGACUGGCCCCCGUUGUUCAUCUACGGUGGUACAAGCUGGUUACCAAGCGGAGUGGGCACAAACUGCCCCGGGUUGAGUUGGAGGAGAUUGGGCCCAAGUUUGAUUUCAAGGUUGGACGUAUUCAGGAAGCGCCCCGGGAUGCAAUGAAGGAGGCUAUGAAGCAGGGCAAGCGGCCCAACGAGAACAUGAGGACGAAAAAGAACAUUAGCAUGGAUGUCAUCGGUGACAAGGUCGGUCGCGUACAUCUGUCGAAGCAGGAUCUGGGUGGUCUGCAGACCCGUAAGAUGAAGGGAUUGAAACGACGGGCCGGCGUGGAAUCGGACGAGGAGGACGAGGGCGAUGUGGACAUGAUGGACGUGGAUGAGAUUUCGGAGGAUGAGGGCCGCAAAAGACCCAAGCGGGCAUGA